Messenger RNA from Lycium ferocissimum, 1683 nucleotides. Its product is annotated as probable inactive histone-lysine N-methyltransferase SUVR2. Bases 427 to 1374 code for a protein of 315 amino acids. The record is from RefSeq and is a predicted model, not a curated record. The transcript is spliced from 7 exons. Lineage: Eukaryota; Viridiplantae; Streptophyta; Magnoliopsida; Solanales; Solanaceae.
ACCUCAAAAUUAAGGGACUAUUUGAGGAAAAAAAACUCAAUAAUACAAAUGCCAGUGUACACGUCAAAUAACUCCAUUUUUUUUUUCUCGUGCUCCUCAUAUAUAUUUCUCCGCCGUGCUCUUUCACUUCACAUUUACCCAUUGCUGCAGGUGAUGUUGGAGUGAACUUGCCUGCACCUCCGCAAAUCUACAGGUUACCUGCUGCCUCCCAUCAAGAGAGGUAAGGGUAACCUUGCUCGCCAAGACUUAGGCAGAUUGAAAGAAUUCACCACCCGCUGACUCUGCUGGGAUUCGUACAAUCAAGAUGGAAUUUUGGUUUCAGUUACAGGAGAUGCUCAUAAAGAUUUUUAUAUUUUUCUUAUGGUCUUCCAUGUUGGCUCAGUGACUAAUUUCAAACCUGCUAUCUUAGAUCAGCUUUGAUCAGCAAUGCCUCCAAACCCUAGGGUCGAUAAUGCCUUUCGUGCUAUGAAAGCUCUCGGGAUUUCUGGAGAGAAAGUGAAGCCAGUGUUGAAGAAUCUUUUAAAAUUGUAUAACAAAAAUUGGGACCUUAUAGAAGAGGAGAACUAUAGGGUCCUUGCAGAUGCAAUAUUUGAUAACGAGGAAGCAAAGGAUGCAGAAAGUAAAAAGUCACCCGAGAUUGCCGAACAAGAGGCUCUGGGGCAAGAUGAGCCUGAACCACCUCUGAAAAAGCAGCGCUUAAAAAAUCAUUCAAGUCAACCAAAUGAGCCUCUUGAAUCUCAUUUGCAAAACCAGUCACCAGGUGUUUUUGAUUCCCCUCAGUCCAUGGGCAACGAAUCACUUAGUAGAAGCAAAGGAAAGCAACCCAUUGGUUUUACUUCUGGUUCUGGCAUCCCACUGUCACCUAAGAAGAAUGCUGUUGCUAAUCACACUUUUAUCAAACCUAAGGAUGAGCCAAUCACUGAUGACCUGCCACAUAAUGCAGUUCCACUUUCCAUCAUCCGCCCAGGUUCAUCAAGUAAAGGGAAGUCUUCAGUUGCAAGUGGUUCAAUAGGCAGACAAGAUAACGCAUUGGCAACUGUAGUCGAAUCAGAUAAAAAUGAUGGAGAUCCACCUUGUCCAGGAGUAGCUAAUGGCAAGCCUGAAACAAACAGGGUUAAAUCUCCUUCCGGCCUUGAGAUAGCUUCUUCACAAUCUGGAGAGGUGAAAAUUAUGUUGAAUUAUGACUCGGUUCUUGGAAAAUCAGGUUUCCAAAUGCCUACUCUUGAUGCAGUGGUGAAGUUAAUGGAUGAUAAAUGUCUCAAAGAAUACAAAGAACUUGAUCCUAAUUUUUCCGUGAUGAAGGUCAUGACCGAUGUUUGUCAGUGCUUCUGGGAGAUGGGCAGUGAAUCAACAAAUAAAUCAUCCGCCAAAUGAACGACAUAUGUCCUAAGAAGCAUGGAGUGGGAGGAAUGAGACAGGUUUAACUUAGCAGACUUAGAUUGAGCUAACAACAUUUUGUGUUAAGCUCAAAUUGAGCUUAAUAACAUCUUCCCGAUUUCUGUUAUUUUUCUUUCCCGUGUUCUUUUAUGUAUCUAUGUGGCAUGAAUUCGCUGUUGUUACUGUUAAGAAGUUCGCUUUUCAGAGGAGGAAAAUGUGUAAUAUGUUAGUGAACCUGUGUUCUUGAAAAUGAAGAGGUAUUUCCCUUCUUCCAAUAUAAGGUUAACAAACGGAGUGUUGCAACUA